Messenger RNA from Sinocyclocheilus anshuiensis, 1267 nucleotides. Its product is annotated as tropomyosin beta chain-like. The transcript is spliced from 8 exons. The coding region runs from base 142 to 978 and encodes 278 amino acids. NCBI's taxonomy places the organism in Eukaryota, Metazoa, Chordata, Actinopteri, Cypriniformes, Cyprinidae. The record is from RefSeq and is a predicted model, not a curated record.
CCAAAAAAGACCAGCGUUCCUCUGGAGAGGAUUCCAGCCGCCUCUCUGCUGUGCACUCAGCUUUGUUCGUCUCUGCCUCCACUCUCUGAACAAGCUCUCCUCUUUCUCCUCGGCUGCUAGCAGAAACCCAAAAAAUCAACCAUGGAGGCCAUCAAGAAGAAAAUGCAGAUGCUGAAGCUAGACAAGGAGAAUGCUAUAGAUCGUGCAGAACAGUCCGAGAUAGACAAGAAAGGUGCAGAGGACAAAUGCAAACAGCUGGAAGAGGAGCUCUUGGGCCUGCAGAAGAAGCUGAAGGGUGUGGAGGACGAGCUGGACAAAUACUCCGAAUCACUGAAGGACGCUCAGGAGAAACUCGAGCAGGCCGAGAAGAAGGCCACAGACGCCGAGGCUGAGGUGGCGUCCCUGAACAGACGUAUCCAGCUGGUAGAGGAGGAGCUGGAUCGUGCCCAGGAGAGACUCGCCACCGCGCUACAGAAGCUGGAGGAGGCCGAGAAAGCCGCAGAUGAGAGCGAGAGAGGAAUGAAGGUGAUAGAGAACAGAGCAACAAAAGAUGAGGAGAAGAUGGAGAUCCAGGAGAUGCAGCUGAAGGAGGCCAAACACAUCGCUGAGGAGGCUGACCGCAAAUAUGAGGAGGUGGCGCGUAAACUAGUGAUUCUUGAGGGUGAGCUUGAGCGCUCUGAGGAGCGAGCUGAAGUGGCUGAGGCCAAAUCUGGUGACCUAGAGGAAGAAUUGAAAAAUGUCACCAACAAUUUGAAGUCCCUGGAGGCACAGGCUGAGAAGUACUCCACAAAGGAAGACAAAUAUGAAGAUGAAAUCAGGGUACUCACUGACAAACUCAAAGAGGUUGUAAAUGAAGGCUGUCUCACCGAAUCUCUUCUUGUUCUUGCGUCACCAGAGAAAGUGGCCCAGGCCAAAGAGGAGAAUCUGAACAUGCACCAAGUGCUUGACCAGACCCUUCUGGAGCUCAACAAUUUAUAAAGACGGAGUCUCGCAGCACAUAAGCUCUCCAGCGGGGCCUGACGCAGCUCUUUGCUUUGAUAAGUCAAUGUCUUAGAGUCACACACUUGCCGUUUUCUUUCCAAACAAAACAGCCCGAUGCAAACAAUGUCUUGCAAUAGCAGCGAAGCCAGCAGUACGUUAAACAAAUGAUCAACCUGGAUUUGUAGUAUUUGUAAGAAAUCCAUUGUGACCUAAUUUGAUUUAUUCUAAACAUUGUUUACUACAAAUAUAGCUUUUUGACCUCGACUGAAAAAAAUCCUGUAAUUCU